CUCGACCGCAGCGGAUUAUUCCUUCUAAUCAAAAGGGUUUGCAGAGAAAUAUCUCUACCCUUUAUCCAUUUCGCAUAAAGAAAUUACCGCAAACCCUAGUUUUUCAUUGACGAGGUUUUCAAAAUUUCUCAUAUCGAAUCGAGCGCAGCACUUCAGUUUUGAGCUCAGAGCUUCCAGUUUGCUUGUCCGUAGUAGAAGAGUAGAUGUCUGGCAUGUACGGUCAAGAAGGCGACGGAUCUGGCGGUGCGCCGGGCGGUCGAGGAGGAGGAUAUGGCGGCGGCGGCGGAGGGUACGGCGGCGCCGAUGGUGGAGGAUAUGGCGGUUAUGGUGGUGGUGGAGGAUAUGGAGGAAACAGCGGCGGCGGCGGCGGGUAUGGGAACCGCGGGGAUAGUGGUGGAGGGUACGGUGGGAGAGGUGGCGGUGGAUACGGCGGCAACAGAGGAGGUGGUGGUGGUGGAUACCAAGGAGAUCGUGGUGGUCGGGGUGGGGGCGGCGGAGGUGGUGGGAGAGGAGGUGGUCGUGGUGGUGGCGGCAGAGAGGGUGACUGGCGAUGCCCUAACCAAAGUUGUGGGAACCUGAAUUUUGCCCGAAGAACUGAGUGUAACAAAUGUGGUGCGCCAUCUCCAGCUGGUGGUGAUGAUCGUGGGAGUAGAGGUGGUGGUGGUGGUUAUAGCAGGGGUGGAAGGGGCGGGGGUUAUGAAGAUAAUCGAGGGGGUUAUGACAAUGAUCAAGGUGGAAGAGGUAACUAUUAUGACAGUGGCAGUGGCCGCAGUGGAAAUGGUUAUGAUGGUGGGAAUGGUAGAGGCGGUUCGUACGGUGGUAAUCAGGGUAGGGAUGAAGGUGCUUAUGGGCAGGGUACUCCAGUAGCUCCUCCUCAGUCCUAUGAUGGUGCAGGUGGAAGUUAUGCUCCACCUAAUUCUUAUGGUGGGAACCCGAAUUACGCUCCUGAUGCAGUUCCUCCUCCGACAAGCUAUACUGGCGGGCCUACGUCAUAUCCUCCAUCAUACGGUGGUCCUGCUGGUUAUGGUGGUGAUGGUGAUAGCCGUGGUGGUGGGCGAGGGGGCCAUUCUGGUGGUGGUGGACGAGGGGGCCAUUCUGGUGGUGGUGGCGGCGGCGAUGGUUAUAGCCGUGGUGGUGGACGAGGUGGCCAAUCUGGUGGUGGUGGUGGUGGUGGUUAUGGUAGGGUUUCGAAUAAUGCGGGAGGUUAUAAUGCUGCUCCUGCAGAGGCUACUGAAAAGGUCAAGCAGUGUGAUGAAAACUGUGGGGAUUCCUGUGAUAAUGCGAGAAUCUACAUAUCCAAUUUGCCUCCAGAUGUUACCAUCGAGGAGCUUAGGGAUCUGUUCGGAAGUAUAGGCCAGGUUGCAAGAAUCAAGCAGAAGCGAGGUUACAAAGAUCAAUGGCCAUGGAGCAUCAAAUUAUACACAGAUGAACAAGGAAACAACAAGGGGGAUGCAGUUUUAUCUUAUGAAGAUCCAUCUGCUGCCCAUUCAGCUGGUGGUUUUUUCAAUUCUCAUGAGCUGCGAGGUCACAAAAUCAGUGUUUCAAUGGCUGAGAAAUCUGCUCCGAAGGCUCCUGCGUAUGGUUCUGGCUUGGAAGAUGAUUCCGUGGUGAUCCUGGAUAAUGACACCACUUGGAUUCUAGGUGGUGGUAGAGGCAACUAUGGUGGCGAUAGACGUAGAGACAACUACAGAGACAGUGGUUCGUCUGGUCCGGAUAGGAACUAUCACAGUGGAAACCGUUCUCGUCCUUACUAAACUUCAGAAGUGCGCUAUUAUGUACUAAUAUUUGUGGUUCGUCUGGGUUUUUAUUUUUGUUCCGUAAGCAGAGACUUGUUCUCUAACUGCAUAUCAGAGAAGGGAAGUGGAUAUUCUCCAAAUUGCUGCUAAAGAUAUUUUAAUCAUCAGGUGAGUGUUGCUUUCUGAAGUUUCUUUUAUUUUCUCGAGUUUCAAUAUCUGCUUUGAUGAGUUGGAGUUGGAAGUCCUUCCAUGCAGAUGCAUUUCAAUCCUUUAUUUUUUUUUUCUCUUAAUCGUUUUGCUGUUAUAUUGAUGUCUGAAAUCUUUGCUGCUUUGCUAGGUUUUUCUCUGUGGGAUAUAUAUUAGAACAUCCAUAAUUUGUUCUGUAUAUUAUGAACUAUGAAAGUUCUGCUUCUAUUGAAAGUGUGCUCAAAAUGAUAGUAUUGUGUGCUUUUAGUUCCUGAUUAUUUGUCUUGUUGAGUGACACAAUAUGUACAGUGAAAAUAACUGAUAUAUUAAUGAUCUCAAAAGACAAAAAUUAUCAUUUAAAAAAAAUAUAAUUUUUUGUUAUGAGGGGGCUUCACUAUUUAGGCUUGGAUAAACUAGUUAGAUUAUGUGAAUAAAAAUGCAUAUCUAUAAUAUUAAAUGUCAUAUUUCUGUUGAAUAAAAGCUUUUUAAAGUAUGAUUUUUUUAAAGUAGGGAAAAGCUCCUUCUAUUCC
This is a messenger RNA of Striga asiatica, 2452 nucleotides long. The record is from the annotation of a GenBank genome assembly. Lineage: Eukaryota; Viridiplantae; Streptophyta; Magnoliopsida; Lamiales; Orobanchaceae.